AUGUUUCUUGGGAGACGAAAGAGAGCUCCUCAGCCUACCUGGAACGGGGAAGGCAGGCCGCUGGCUCUGAGUAGCGGACAUGUACGGAAUUAUUCUUUGCCUACGGCAUCGUUUGUACCCUAUCCGGAGCCGUUGCCUGGAUCAGAUGAUUCUCAGUCGUCGGAUCUUAGGGAGGGGGGAGAGGAAGGGGAACGGAGAGGAGAGUAUGGGGCGAUUAUCCGAGGGGGCCGGCCGGAGGAUGUGCGGGAGAUAGAUGCGGGCUAUAUUCUCUCUCCUCUGAUGCCCGGGGCUCGAUCAUCUGCCAUCUACCCCGGCGCAACCUGGAUUUCCCCUGAGGAUGAGGAAUGUAUAGAGGACGUGGUGCCUCGUCCAACGCCCCGGCUUGGGGGAAACGGAAUUAUGAGGAGUACUGCUGAUGUUAUUCCUCCACUGGACGCUGGGCGGUUUGAUCGACAUGCCACACCCACCAAUAUACUUUCUACAGGCCCAACCGCGCUUCAGCUCAACCUAAGAAAUCCAACUAGGAGAAGGCCAGUCCUGGGACGGAUGUCAAUGCCGUCACCUGCACCGGCUUUCGUAAAAAGCUAUCCAUCUCCUCCGAUGUUACCUCUACAGGAUGUUGAUAACUCGCGUCACAAUAUCCCACCCGAACCUUUAUCCAUGGGAAAUGGGAUUACGAACCCAUAUGCUGAGAGGCCACCGACACCUCCGGAAUCGGAUACUGACAGUUUCGCCAAUCCCAGACCGGCACCGCAACGGCCGUGUUCAGAGGAUUAUUUACGAGGGAAUCCUCACUAUAUUCCUGGUCCUGGAGCUAUAAAUGGUUGGGGGAAUUGCCUUAGCAGGACUUUCUCCACGACCUCAUCGUUGGGGGAUGACUCUCGAUUUAGUCACAUCACGAAGAAUCCCAGCGUCCGUAUAAGGGCUAUCGUCGACGGGCUGCCAGUGUAUACACCUCCUACACCUGCAUUGGAGGCGUUGGGGUCGGUUCAGGGGGAUGUGGUUGUGCUCGGCGGAUAUAGGGGGUCGGUGUUACGGGAUCUGAGUAUGAAUAAUCGGCGUGUGUGGAUUCCAUUGAAAGUUGGGCUGAAUUUGAGGAAGGUGGACCUGGAGGUCGGGUUGGAUCCGGGGGAUGACGAAGCGAUGAAGGAAAGGAUCGUUGCUGAUGGGAUGCUAACUGGCAUCGGGCCUGUGGAUGUGUCGAAACGCCUGCUGAAGAGGCUAAGGUCAGGGGCGGAGGAGAAUAACAGAAGAGUUCAUAAUUGGGGAUAUGAUUGGAGGCUUUCACCAAAAUUACUUUCCCAGAGACUUAUUGAGUUUUUGGAGACUUUACCGUGCAAUGAUGGGGCACAGCCUGGAACCAAGAGGAAAAAAGGGCAGGGUGCUUUGGUUAUUGCUCAUUCCCUUGGUGGACUUAUCACUCGUCAUGCCAUCAACCAGAGGCCGGAGUUAUUCUCUGGGGUUGUUUUCGCUGGAACCCCGAGCACCUGUAUAAGUAUUCUGGGGGCUUUCAGGAAUGGGGAUGAGGUGAUGCUUAAUUCUCGGGUUUUCUCCGCUCAGGUAUGCAUAAUAAUCAAACGUGCAAAAUAUUUUUCCUUUAUCGUAGAAAGCUUCUCACUCGGAUGGGAUGUUCUAGGCAAACUUUUCAUUCCGGACGUCCUUUGUUUUCUUGCCUGAGGAUGGCCAAUGUUUUAUCGACCGGGAUACAGGGGGGCAGCUUCCCCUCGACUUUUUCAAUGUAGAUACUUGGAUAAGGCACCGCCUCUCACCGUGCGUUUCCCCCAGCCAGCUGAAUACGCUACCUGAGAGCGUGCACCCACCGCCGUCACCCCCCACCUCUCCGCCGGCCUCAAGGGCGAGCCCGGGAUUACCUAAUUCACUUGGAGCACCUCCAAGAAAGCCUCCCCCCCAACGAACCAAUUCAACCAAUUCAACCUCCAACGUCUCUGAAAGCUCCCUCAAUGCAGUAGCCGACUUGAAAAUCUUGGCGCCAGCGGACGCGCAGAAAUGCACACUUCCGCUCUCGAAGACAAUCCUCUACCUCGAAAGGGUACUCUCCGAAACACUCGAGUUCAAACGGGGACUAGACUACGACCCGGUUAAGGACUCCAUGGGCUUAUAUCCGCCCAUGACAGUGCUCUAUUGCAAAACCAUGGCCACCGUUCGUGGGAUAUUGGUUUGUGGAAAGGAAAGGAUCCGAGAGUCUCCAUUCGAGGAUUUAGCCUUUGGCGCCGGUGAUGGGGUCACAUUGGCCAAGCAAGCUCAGCUCCCCCCUGGAUACAAGUGCACUAAGAGAGUUGCGGUGGAUAGAGGCCAUGUCAGUUUACUCACGGAUCUAGAGGGAGUAGGAAGGUGUUUGGGGGCCGUCAUUCAAGCUCGUGGGUGGUGA
Messenger RNA from Tuber aestivum (summer truffle), 2389 nucleotides. The record is from the annotation of a GenBank genome assembly. NCBI's taxonomy places the organism in Eukaryota, Fungi, Ascomycota, Pezizomycetes, Pezizales, Tuberaceae.